This is a messenger RNA of Hypoxylon fragiforme, 2696 nucleotides long. RefSeq lists its product as uncharacterized. The transcript is spliced from 3 exons. Gene Ontology annotation, molecular function: RNA polymerase II cis-regulatory region sequence-specific DNA binding; DNA-binding transcription factor activity, RNA polymerase II-specific; zinc ion binding. Lineage: Eukaryota; Fungi; Ascomycota; Sordariomycetes; Xylariales; Hypoxylaceae. The record is from RefSeq and is a predicted model, not a curated record. The coding region runs from base 639 to 2330 and encodes 563 amino acids. Gene Ontology annotation, biological process: negative regulation of transcription by RNA polymerase II; positive regulation of transcription by RNA polymerase II.
AUUCUCGUGAUCCGGGCGUGCCAUAAAUCAUCUUCCGUAAGCAAGGAGGACGAGACGAGACCAUACCGUACCAUACCGUACCAUAUCCUGAAGAGUCGAACCUCUGUCACUCCACUCCUCACCCUACUUGCUCACCCUACUGCGCCUAACCUCUCUAUCUAUCCUUUUCGGGCUACAAGACUUCCACGCGAGCCUCUAGGAACACUGCCCCUUGCAUCCGAGACUCUCCAUAGUUACUAUCACGACUUGUCUUUAGCCACCUGGCUUUGCAGUCAAUCGUAGUCGAAUCACUAUAACUACUUCGAAGCCAUUCCCAUUGUCUGUGUACUCGCCACUAUUCCAACUAAUCGGCAUAACGAACAAAUCACGACAUAUCGUAGCGCCUGCGACGGUUCCUUGGUCGAACUUCUCAGUUUAUAACCCACUUACGCCUUAAUACCUAAACCACCAAUAUCUGGAAUAUCGAACGAUUAUUGCCUUGAGCACCGACAUUCCGUCGACUACUCCUUUGGAGGAUCCCCAUUUGUGUUUUAAACUCGAUACAUAUGGUUUCAUAGGACAAGGAAACUCCUACGCGACGAUCGCUGUAGUUGUCACAAUCAAAUUCAUCCUUUGGGAACCCGACGGCGGAGUUUGUGAUGGAAGUCGCUCCAUAUCCGUACGCUAAGAUCGCCAGGUCCGAAUCUAAUUCAACGAGGACUGCGCUUCCCACCCGUCCCGUUAUAUCUAGAGAGGGGACUCAACCGUCUGAGACUAUGUCUGUUGCAAAUGCUUCCUCUAUCGGUUCUAGAAGUCCAGCAGCUCAAAGCCAGAGUGAUUUCUCAGACGUGCCUAGUCCAUCGAUACAAGGAUCCGAGCGAGUCAACUCGAAAAGCCCCUCUCCAUUCGAUGCAGUACAUCAAGAGAGUUGGGCAGCCACCAACAUAAAAUCUAACAGCACUUCUAACCAAGGCGGCCAGGUGUGCAGCAAUUGUGGAACCACCAGGACGCCGUUAUGGAGACGUUCGCCCCAAGGAGCUACCAUAUGCAAUGCAUGCGGGCUGUACCUGAAGGCCCGGAAUUCGUCUCGACCGACGAAUCUUAAGCGUCCGCCGUCGACAGUUUCUACCACUCCGAAAAGGACGCCCGAGAAGGCGUCUUCUAGUUCUUGCUCGCAAGGCACCCCGGGAAAUAUUCCCGGUGCCACUUACGUGGCAGCGGAUCAGAUGCCCAACGGAUCGUGUCCCGGCGGAGGUCGAUGCAAUGGUACCGGUGGUGCAGAAGGAUGUAGCGGUUGCCCGGCGUUCAACAACCGCGUGGCCAAGAGCGCCCAACUCCAGAAUCAAAAUCGGGCCUCCAGUGCCGGAAGCGGAACCCCCGUAGACGAGGGGCCGGCCCCUAUCGACAUAAAUGCGCAGCAACAGGCUGCGGCUCAGAAUACGACUGUAGUUAUAGCGUGUCAAAAUUGCGGUACCACGAUAACUCCGUUAUGGCGUCGGGACGAAUCCGGACAUACCAUUUGUAAUGCCUGCGGGUUAUACUACAAGCUUCACGGAGUUCACCGGCCAGUGACUAUGAAGAAAUCUGUCAUCAAGAGGAGGAAACGUGUGAUACCAGCAAAUCAGAUGGACGAUGGGACAGAGGACGCGAUGGCGAUCGACUCGAUUGAGCAGCAGAGCCAAUAUGCCGAGACCGAGAUGGAACGAGGCAGUAUCAAUGAAGAUGGGUCUGUGAAUCUCGGAUUACGACGAAGGACAGAAUAUCCUCUCACAAUGCUCCCUGACCCGACUCGAUCCAAUCCAGGACCAAGCUCGCUACCGUCCAACGACCUUAUGGCAUAUCAUACUCCUAGCGCCUCACAGUAUGUCGAUAUUCGGGAUUAUAUCAACGAUGACAAUCGUCUGGCACCAAUAACAUCUAUAGCGGCACUGAGUGACCGCCAAUCAUCCUUAUCCCCAGCGUCAUUCCUUUCACCGUCGAGAAAGCGAUCAUUCUCGGGAACCGAGUCGGAGUACGCACCGAGCGAGUUUGGGUACGAUAGCUCAAAGCGGUUAUCAUCUAUCAAGUCGCUUCUUAAUCCGACGUCAGAAUCAAGCCCUAACCUCCGCGUGGCUGAAACUGCUAGUGACCUGCUACGCCUCCGAUCUCCGGCGACUACACUUACAUCAGCACCGAGUCCCAGCCCGCAGCCGGUCGCAUCAAACAUACUACCCGUCAUCCAAUCCAGAGAAAGCAGCACUGAAGACGAAAAGUCAAAAGCCCUUCGAUUGGCUACACUACAACAAGAGACCGAACGAAUGCGCCAGAUGCUCGCGGCCAAGGAACGUGAGCUAGCUGCUCUGCAAAAAUAGGAGUCGCUUUCCUCCUAAAGUUACGAUGGGUCAUAUUUCCUUUAUUUCUAUCAUAAUGAUAACAUGAAACGACUGGGGCUGCGAGGGCUGUAAGGGUUACUCAACAGGAACUUGGUGUAAUAAAAGAAAAACGGGGAAAGCAAAAGACACAAGGGCGUCGUCCGGUAAAACGUCUUCGGCAGCGAUCUUGCAUUGCUUUUCAUCCUCAUAGCAUAUAUGCUUGGCGCAACGUGAGUUUGAAAACAUGGGUGGAAACUUAAGGAAAUGGUAUUCUGAAUUACGAUACAAACAUGCUCCCUGGUAUAAGCGAUUCUAUAGGAAAUUGUAUCUUUAAAGGGGUUUCUAUGAAUGAAUAAUAGACUCGAC